Messenger RNA from Fusarium oxysporum Fo47, 1710 nucleotides. RefSeq lists its product as uncharacterized. The record is from RefSeq and is a predicted model, not a curated record. The transcript has 5 exons. Bases 1 to 1710 code for a protein of 569 amino acids. NCBI's taxonomy places the organism in Eukaryota, Fungi, Ascomycota, Sordariomycetes, Hypocreales, Nectriaceae.
AUGUCUCCAAUGGAGGCGCCGCUGUUCAGAAGCCCGCCACCUGCGGACAGUGCCUUACAGCCGCGAGAUGACAGCCUCGCGGCCGGCCGCGAUGAUGACGAGCCAUCGGCUAAGGAGGAUGGGGAGCACAGUGAGAGGGGUGAUACCGUAUACCAGCACAACCCCGAGAAUCGCUCCCCUAGCCCAGUCCAGCAGGGGAGGUCCAUCAAACGUAUCGAUAUUAAGAGAACGGGACUCGCAGUAUUUGAUGGCUACUUCAGCGUCUUCAACCUUGACGAUCAAUCUGUCAAAGCGCAAGCUCGCUGGACAAAUGCUCAACCCAACAGCGACGAUCACCAAGAGGGUCCCCCAAGAAAGAAGGCCAGAACGAGCGCCCGUCCAGAGCAAAAGAAUAAGCCUCGACAAAGCAGCCACAUAACGGUCAUCGACAAGGCUCGCAUCGUCGCCACGGACCGUGGCUUUCGUGUCGUCAACUGCGAUCCAUCGGGUCCACAGGUCGAUAUCUGCUGGCGCAUCCCUGGCCAGCGAAACAUGUGGCUGGCGAGACUCGGAUGCGCGUUGGGGUCUAGGCAAAAACUCAGGACUUUGAUGAGAGCCCAAGCUUCUCCAGACAUGUCGUUCUUUAGCUAUUUGGAAGCACCCCUUGACGAAGAGAAGGCAUUGUCUCUGAUCGAGUGCAGUAGUAGCGAUCGCGCUUACGACGAUUUCGAGCGUGGGGAUGGUCAGAUCGUCAUUGGGGAUCCAGGGAGUCUUGAGUUUGUUUCUGCGUUUGGUAGACUGAUCACUGCAAUAACUCAACUUAAGUUACCUGAAAGUUGCUACGAGAUGGCAAGACAUCACCAUCUUCAUGAGCAUCAGCAUCAGCAUGACGCUGAUCAACCGGACACGCCGACAAUGAGAGGCCGUCCGCGACAUUCUGAGGAUGAGACACCCGGAGGAAAUGAUGAGCAGCGUACUGAAGCAACUGCAGUCAAUAUCGUAGACGAGUUGCCACGAACUAGUUUAGUUGUCUUUGACGACUGUCAGUUUAGUUUGUGUCAACAGUCUCCCAGAAACGGCGCUGAAUCGAUGGCAAUCUCAACAGAAAGACAACCAAACUCAGCAUCGAAGCGAUAUCCCGCCGCAAAUCUGCGACGGCUCAGCCUAACCCAAGUCGCCCGAGCCUGCAUCAUCGCGUCAAACGGCUUCUACGUCGUCAACUGCGACACAUCAGGUCCCCAGGUUAACAUCUGCUGGCGCGUUCCCGGCCCGCGAAACAUAUGGCUUGCGAGACUGGCAGUUAGGCAAGAUGGAGAGAACUCGGAGCAUCCGCCUUCGAUGUCUCCGGGCAUGACGCUGUCGUGCUUUCAAAAGGGGCCGUCGGGGGGUGAGGGUGCGUGGUCGAUCAUCAUGGCUAAAUCCGGUGUUAAUGUGGAAGAGAGGAUUGGGCGUGGGGAGGGGGAGUUGGCCUUUGGUGAACCGAUUAACAUUCUCACUGUGUCACUGAAUGAGCCUGUGAGUAUCGUCGCUUUCGCCAACUCGGUAAAUCCACUUCCAUCGGGCUGGACUCUAGUAUCGCUUUCGCCUCGUCCACUUCUGCCUGGUCUUCGUGAGAUUUCGGGUGAGGACGGAGCGGAAUGGUUGCUCUGGGUGACUACCAAGGCGCGCGUCAACUCUGAGGUCACCAUCGAGUUCGCGGAUGAGCGCGCAAAGGAUUUUGUGCUUAUGUAG